CAGCAACCCAUGGUUCAAUGCGACCACCGAUAACAAGGCCAUCAUAGACAAAAAAAACCCCCUGUUGCUAAUGACCACUGCAGAACACAUCAUCUGCCACACAUGCUGGGGUACACCGGCAUAAAUAUCUUGACUGGUCGUCCAACGCUACAUAUAUCUCUAUAUAUCAAUAUUUGCAGCUCAUAUCCCGCAUAUUUCGGCAUUAGCCAGCUGGGAUAACUACUACGACUGGAGGAAGCAGGUCUUCUUUCCUUUAUAUAGCAAGAGCGUCGCUGCCUAUGCAACGCUCGUCCUGAACUUUGUCGAGAUAGGCCCAGCAGGUUCGACUCGGAUAUAUACUCCAUGGCUUCUGUUGUUCGAGCUCUUGUCCGAAAUGCCCCGAAAGGUUAUUUUUCUAAUGGGAGCUCCCAGCGUGCAGAGCCUCCGUUGGGAUGAACAUGAGUUACUCCAUGCACCCAUUCACCCAUUCCAUGGCGCAAGUAUUGGCACCGAAGGAGCUGGAUCAUUUGACGAAGCCUACCCUGUGAAAUGGAGACUGCUGCAAGAACCACUAGCUCUGCCAGAAGCAUCCCCCGAUCAGGACGAACCUGACCCUACGCGAGGCGCGCGAUUCUUCACCAUCGACGAGCUGGCCACUCCUGGCGACAUAUCUACCACGACAUCGGACGACUCGACUCUGUCCAAGUUCUACAACCACUCGUUUGCCAUCCAUGAGACCUCGGAGAUUUCUGCGCCCGGUACCUCUAGAGACGACUCGAUGAGAGAGAGCGGCUUAUGGAUGGAUAGUACGAGUACUUCGAUCGCGCUUAGCUGGGACGAAGAAACCACCAAGCCUAGUCUUCCGAUGCAAGGAAAUAUCACCGAUCUACAGGAUGUUCCCAGCGCCGCAUACCUCAAUGGCAUCGUGCCUCAGACGAUGACCGUGAAUCUAAUCGUGGGGAUCAUUGCGAUUCGGCCGCCGCGGCGCAUCGUGACGCGACAAUGGAAACGAGAGCUGGACCUGGUUGAGGUGGUGGUGGGCGACAACACACGCAGCGGGUUUGGGGUUACGUUCUGGCUUCCUCGGACGGGUCGAGACGGCGGCGACGAGAACGAGCUCCGAGGCAGGCUGGCGACCCUGCGACCCCGGGACAUCGUUCUCUUGGGUACGGUCGGGCUGGGGGCGUUCCGCGAACGGGUGUACGGGCAGAGUCUGCGGAAUGGGAUCACGCGCGUGGAAUUGCUGCACCGGCAGCGGGUGGACGCAACGGACGCCGGGGGACUGUACAGCGCCAGGAAGCUGCGCGAGGCCAAGCCAGACGAUCUGCCGCUGGCGAAAGUGCGCGAAGUGCGCGAGUGGAUCCGGCAGUUUGUGGGCCCGGAAGCAGCAGGCGGUGGCACCAGGGGGCCAAAACAACGUGGGCCGAUGGAGGAUCCGGCGAAAAAUCCUCAUCCCACGAUUCUGCCUCCAGAUACGCCGUCGUAGCCUGCCCCGUUUAUAAUUAGAACAGACGACGCGGCCUGGGAUCCGAAUGAGAGACAUUUCCAAUAGAUUUGAACAUUCUCCAGGAGUGAAGCAUCCAUGGAUGGAGGACGUGCUCGGAUGCAACCGUAGGAAUCGGCGGAGUAGUUUAAAAUGCCCAAUGCAUCGGUCCUAGUACCUUACUCCGUACUCUGUAU
Messenger RNA from Aspergillus steynii IBT 23096, 1659 nucleotides. RefSeq lists its product as uncharacterized. Lineage: Eukaryota; Fungi; Ascomycota; Eurotiomycetes; Eurotiales; Aspergillaceae. The transcript has a single exon. Bases 374 to 1465 code for a protein of 363 amino acids. The record is from RefSeq and is a predicted model, not a curated record.